Messenger RNA from Brassica napus (rape), 7837 nucleotides. RefSeq lists its product as uncharacterized. The transcript has a single exon. Lineage: Eukaryota; Viridiplantae; Streptophyta; Magnoliopsida; Brassicales; Brassicaceae. The record is from RefSeq and is a predicted model, not a curated record. The coding region runs from base 3828 to 4403 and encodes 191 amino acids.
AACAAAAUUUUGAAUAAUUCGAAUAUUUAAUCAAUUUAUGUUCGGAUUUGGUACUAUAUUUUCGGAUCGGUACCGGUUCUGUUCUUUGGAUUCAUUUUGUAAAACCUUAAUAAUUACAUGAAAAACAAAUAUCAACAUAUUUUUCAAAAUGUACACCCGCGCGCCUGCGCGGAUCAAAAUCUAGUUAUUUUUAUACUCUAUACACAUAAUACCAUCUCAUAUCUCUCAUUUGUUGGCUUACUUGAUUAGCAAAAUUUAUUUCCAAAAAUUGAGUCGUGAAGUUAUACUUUACUCACAAACUUCUCUCUUUUUACGUUAUAGACGUACGCAUAAUCUUUUAUGUCGUUUUAUCUUUAUUCUUAUAAAUCUUAUCAUUUUUGCUUUUUAAAAAUAUACUAUGUUAUUUACGAAAAUAGCUGAAUUCAUUAUUUUUUCAAAAAAAAUCCAAAAUAGAUAAUCUAUAUUCGAAUAGAUAGAAAACAUUGGGAAAAUUUCAUGGUUAAAAGAAAUUUUAGAAACGAUCCACGUUUGAACCGUUGGGUGACAUUCAAUUAUGACAUAAUUUAUGGAUUCUUCUCCUUUCCACAUGGACUACAUUCUGCAUCACCUUAAAUUUUAAAUGUUGCUAAUUAAAUUCUUUGUGACAUGCAGAGAUUCCCAUAUAUUACUUGCCAUUUUUACAUAGAUUCAAUCAAAUAAGUAGACUUUCUAGCUAUUCACUAAUUAAUAUAAGUCGCAUUCGCUUUUAACAAAAGGUUGCGUUGGCUAUUAAUGAACAUGGUUUAGAUGCUGAAAUGCAUCACUAUAUACUAAAGGGUAAUAAUUGUUUUUGGAGGAAAUGAAUAUGUUUGUAUUCAUGAAUUAGAUAAACUUCUGCCGUAUGAUUGACGGCAAAGUCUGUGUCGUGUCACCUACGUAGAUACUAAUCAAAUCUGUGAAUUCAAGUCGUAUAUUAUUCAAUUAUGUCAUAACCAUCUCAUGCAGAAAUAUCAAAGGUCAUAUUUUUUUUUCCUUUGAUAUUUUAAAGGUCACAUAUUAAUUUAUAUUAAAGCUAAAGCUCUUAGUUAGAAAAUAAAUCAGACGAUAAUAAAAUCGAAAAGAUCAUUAAAACAAAGAAGGUAACAUACCUGCAUGAUAUCCUAACAAAACCACAUCACGUGUGUCUACAUAUUGGGGAAACAUAAACCCUUUAAUAACACCUCCAAAUUCAGAAAAAGGUUGAUUAUCUGACUAGUAGCUAAUGAUAUUUAUUAUUAUGCGUGGGCAUAAAUUUAAACAUUUGAGACCUAUUAUAUACUUUUUCAUAUCCAUAAAAAGAUCUGAAAUACAUGUAGUUGAUUUAUAAUUUAAAUUAAAAUAUCCAGAUUUUAUGGAAUAGACACUGUGUUUACAUCUAUUUUAUUAAAAUUAAAGUAUUUCUUUAGGGAAUUUCCAAUUUCAUUCUAUUUUUUACUCUAAAAUAGAGUGAAAUGGAGUAUGGAGUAAUAAAUCACAAAUCUUAGAAAUAAUAUUACACUUUAUGUUUAGUUUACCAAGUAAAAUAAAAAAUUACAAUAUAAGAACAAUACAACCUCAAAACUUAAAAAUGUACACUAAACAACAUAAACAAGAUACACCAAUGUCAGAACCAAUAACAUAUGAAACAAUAACAUGAAUGUUUUUACAAUAAACAAAACAUAUAAUUACAUCGAACAUAAACCCGCGCGGGCGCGCAUAUCAAAAGCUAGUUUAUUUUGUUAAAAUUGAAGUAUUUUCUUAGGGAAUUUCCAACUCCAUUCUAUUUUUUACUUUAAAAUAGAGUGAAAUGGAGUAUGGAAUAAAAAAUGUUCUGAUCUAACUUCAUAUCUCACUCCAUAAUUACUCCAUAAAUAGAAUAAACUAUUUUUUUGUUCAUUGUUCUAUUAUAGAGUGAUAUAUGGAUUUAAAUUAAAGAAAUUUUACUCAAUUUUCUCUUUACUCCAUUUUAAAGAAAAAAAAAUGAAAUUUUUACAUUGGAAAUGAUCUUACUUGUGCAAUUCAAAUUGACAGUCUCACGUUUCCGUUAGGGGGUAGAUAUAUUAGACUGUGAUCUUUCUCCACCUUUAAUCAAAAUUUCCUAAGAAACUUUUGGCAGAAAAAUAAAAAUAAAAAUUUAACAUUUGUACCACAAAAUGCAUCUCCAACCCAUUGCUAUUUUUACUUCUAUAAUAGCAUUUAGAGGUGAAAUUGCUCCAACCCACAUCUAUUUCUUCCUCUAUAAUAGAGAUCUCUAUUUUUUCCUCUAUUUAUAGAUUGCUAUUUUAGGGGAAUACAUUAGAGCAUAUCUCACCUCUAUUAUAGAGUUCCCCUAUUUUAAAGGUGAAAAUAGCAAAAUACAUUGGAGAUGGUCUUAUAACACAACAUGUAAAUCGUCAAAAAUCACAUGCAUCAAUUCAACAUCGUCUUUGACAAGUGUCCUAUACGUUAAUGAUUAUUAUUUUUAGAAGAUCCAAAUUUUCUAUAUAUUCGAACAUCAUCGAAAAUGAAGGAAAUAAAUGAAAGAAGUCACGAAAAAAAGAGAGGUCAAAUUUGACAUAAAAAUUUUAGCCAUUUGUCAUUAAGAUUCGAAUAAAAAAAAAUUGGCAUAAAACUAAGAAAAAAAUGAAAAUCAUUUUUUGUUAUUGUAAAGUUAAAUUUAUUGAUCAAUAUAAGAACAAAUAAUCAAAUAUGGAAAUUGGAAAUUUAGAGAGCCUCACCCUUGUUCCUUACCAGCCGCUUUUGGUUGGAACCAUUUAAAAUGAAGAGUUCCUAGCCUCUUAGCGAGACCACAGAAAAAUACCAUCUUUGUAUUAUUUUAUCGAUUAGUUUAACAAUAUACGUCGUCAGAUAACAAGAUUCAUUAUGUUGACGCUCAUUUCUUCUCUUUCACAUGUGGUAUAUUAUCGACUGAAACACUAUCUAGUAAAAGAGAAAAAAAUAUCUAGUAAAAGUGUAAAACACCUCGUCGGAUUUAUAUUCUUUCGCAUGUAAGACCAUGCACAACGGGAGUACACGACGAAGCCUUAGCACGAAAACUUAGGUAAAACCGAAUAUAAUAAUAUUACUUAGGUUAAUCGACUUAAGGAUUGGUCCGUGGCCAAGGCUUUUAAGAGAUUGAUCCUUAGCAACGUGUCAACUCCUGAGUGGGACGGGGUUGGUUUGAUUUUGGGUUUGGUUAAAAAAAAUGGUCAUUUUCGACGGAGACCGAAAAAAAAAAGGAGAGCUCGAGGAAAGGCGAUAUUUGCCGUUUGAAAUCGAUCGUCUUCACGAAGGUAAAUCGAAGCGUUAACCUGUAUUUUUGAUCUUUUUAGCUUAGUUUUCAUGUAGAUUCGUCUUAUUUUAGUGGUUCAGGGAUGCGUUUGAAUCGAUUUGGGUUUCGAUUGAAAUUAGGGUUUAAAAAAAAUUUGGGGUUUAAUCGAUUUGGGAUUUAUAUCCAGUAUGGGGGUUUGUAUAAAGGGUUUUGACAUGAUUUCGGUUUCAAUCUGAAGCGGAUUUGUAUCUUAUUUCUUAAACGGUUUCGAAAUGAAAUAUGUUUUCAACGGAAGAGGAUUUUAUAUUUUUUCUCGAACCAGGUUUCUCAACCUUUUAGGUUUCAAACUUUGAGAAAAGAAAAUAGGGUGAGAUUAAUGAGAGUGUGUCUGCCAAAAGUGUCGGUUGAAGUUGGAAUUUUAUCUUAAUCAUCGCCGGUCGUCUUUGAUUUUGGUUCCUUUUUAUUCAUCUGCUUUCCAUUGUUGUUGUAUAUGUCGUUGCUCUAACUAUGUUGUUUUAAAUUCCAAAAGUUAUUUUUGUAUUUAACUCUCUUUGUUAAUCAUUUGUCUCAGGUUAACCAAAUGGGACAAGAUUACAGCUAUUCUCAGCCUUCUUCAUCAUCAAACUCUAUAGACAUGAGCUCCCUUCUUGAAGCUGAAGCUAAGAUGUACGCGGAUGAAGCUGAGAGUCCCUUCUGCAACGCAGAGCCGGAUCAGUUCGCACCUCAACCAGAGGCUGAUGAUGGCAUCCCUACGGCUUGCUACUGUGGUGCUCAGCCUGUUGUGAAAUGCUCUUACACACCUAAGGAUCCAUACCGAAGAUACUUCUCGUGCCCCAAUGUCGAUGAUGGGGGCUGCCACAUAUGGAAAUGGUGGGAUGUGGCUUUAACGGAGGAGCUCAGUGAGGUUCAGAGACAUGUCAGACAGCUGAAGGAUCAAGCUUUUGAGUGUGACCAGAAGCUGCUUAAGCUACAGAAGACGGUGUGUGAGGUGAAGAAGAAAUCUGAGAAUACAAAUGUGGUUGCAUUGGGAGUUUGUGUAAUGGUGUCCGCAAUAGUAUUCAUAGGUUUGGCUGCUGUGUACCUGAGUGGUAAGUAUCUCUCUUGUGCUAUUUGCUUGUUUGUUCAUGACAUUUUUUUAAAACUUUUGACUGUUUGAUUUAAUGUUUAUGCAGGAAGAGGGUCCAAGAAGUAAACUAGAUCAACUAGUAAAGCUCAAGAGUGUCUGUUUAAUCAAGGUACGAUUCCUACUCUCUUUUGUAUUGAUUGUCCCUGCGCAUCAACUAGUAAAGUUCAUUGCUUUAAAAUAUUACUGUUAGUAUUGAUUGUCCCUGCGCAUAAAUGCUCUCUUUUGUAUUGAUUGUUUCAUUUCUACCUUCCUACCGCCUCUGAUAUGAUUGUUUUUAAUGUUUUAGUACUUUGCAAAUGGGUGUUAUAGUUUGAAUUGAUUGUUUUAAAUGUUUUACGCCUUCUACCUUACUAACUGCUCGUUUUUAUUGGCCUUAAAUGCAACUAGUUUAGCUCAAUGUUUAAACUCGUCUACUUAAGUCUCUCUGUUGCUAUUAGAGUGACAUAUACCGAUAUUGCAAAUGGAAAAUAAUACACCUUAUAUGAAUCUACUCUUUAGUCAAACUCAGACACCCGUGGACCUUGAUUCACCCGAACCUUUAUGGUUCGGUAGCCAAGGUCCUAGGGAGUCUGUUGUCCCUCCUGUAGUCGAGCCUGUAGUCGAGUCUGGUGGUGAGUCUGGUCUGAGGAGGAAGUGGACUUCGAUGGAGGAUAAGAUCCUUAUUGGUGCUUGGCUUAACACCAGUAAGGAUCCUAUCAUCAGCAAUGAGCAGAAAGCUGGUUCUUUCUGGAGGCGGAUUGUAGAUUACUACAAUGCAAGUCCGCAGCUGGUUGGGACCGUACCGAGAGAGCUAGGUUCCUGCAAGCAGAGGUGGGGGAGGAUCAACACAGAAGUAUCCAAGUUUACAGGAUGCUAUGAUGCGGCUUUGAGGGAGCAGAGAAGUGGCCAAAAUGACGAUGAUGUGAUGAAGGCGGCGUUGGAAAUUUUCUUCAAAACUACCGAGUCCAAGUUCAGCAUGGAUCACUGCUGGAGGGAGCUGAGGCAUGACCAAAAGUGGUGCUCUGUCUACGGGCCGAAGGAGGGUGGAAAGGAAAAGCGUAAACAAGUGAUUGACGUUGAUAGAGAAGAAGAGGAAGCCGGCGAACCAGAAGGUCGACCUCCCGGGGUUAAGGCUGCCAAAGCUGGUAUCAAGAAGAAGAAAAGUGGUAGAGAGGAGGAGCUGGGGAAGCUUCAGGGGGUUUUAGAAGUCAAAGAAAAAUUGUCUAGAGCUAAGAUUCUAGAUCGUUUACUCGCGAAGAAGGAGCCUUUAACUGAGAUGGAAACUAAUCUAAAAAUGAAACUAAUGUCUGAAAUGCUUUGAUGUAUUAAUGUUGGUUAGAGGUAAUGUCUAAAAAUGAAACUAUAAUGCAUUUGAACUUUACUAACCUUUGUCUUAUUUGAUGUGUCAGGUUUAUCUAAGUAGGCAUGUGAAGGAAGUCACGGGUUGAAGUCACGGGUUGGAGUCACGGGUGGAAGUCACGGGUUCUUGUCCCUCACCUAAUGUAUUAUAAGUAGAAUGCAAUGUAGUCUUUAACUUUCUAUCUCGGAGAGGUGUUUUCCUUUAGCCUCUAAAACUUGUUUCAUGUUAUUCAAAACUUGUGUUUCUCGGUAAGGUUGUAAUAUUUCAAGGAAGGCAGGAAUCAUUGUUCAAAACUUGUGUUUCUCGGUAAGGUUGUAAUAUGUAUGAAAUGCUUUGUGUCCUCUUGUUCUUACGUUUAACUCAUUGAUGUUGUGUUGAACUCACUAAAAUUUAAGAGUUUAGCUCAUGAACUUGUUUGAAUUAAGCGACUUGAGUUAAAACAUGGCUUAAUAUUUCAAGGAAGGCAGGACUUCUCUAUUCUCGGUGACAUCAAGACGGAGAAACAUAUCACAAGGUUAGCAAAAGACCAAACAUAUCACAAGGUUAGCAAAAACAUGGCUUAAUGGAAUUUAAGAUGAUUAGAAAUUGGGAUUAUAUGAAAUAAUACCAUAUAUGUUUAAAUUUUAAACAUAUAUAACCAAAAAAAUUUGGUAAUAAGAUGAUUUUAAAAUGAUAAAUUAGAUGAUUAGAAAUUGGGAUGUUAUGAAAUAAUACCAUAUAUGUUUAAAAUUUUAACAUCUAUAACCAAAACAAUUUGGUAAUAAGAUGAUUUCAAAAUGAUAAAUUUGAAAAUGAUAAAUUAGAUUAUUAGAAAUUUGGUUAUAAGAUGAUUUCAAAAUGAUAAAUUUGAUGUUUUUAAUCAGAUAUAAAAACUAAACUUAAUAUUUUUUUUUAAAAGGAGGGAAACCUAAAAUGUCAUCAUCAUCAUCAUCCGAUGAAAUCGAUGAAAGAUUGGACGAGGUUCUCGAUGAAAUCGUCGAGGAUGCAUAUAAUGACAUAGUGGAGGCCCAACCGAAUAUGCAAAACACACGGGGUUAUAUUGAACGAGACCGUGAAGGGGGACACACCCGUUUAGUUAAUGACUACUUCAGAGAGAAUGCGACAUACUCGGCACAAUUCAGACGACGUUUCCGCAUGAAUAAGGGUUUAUUCAUGCGUAUUGUCCUUGCCCUCCAGGAGAACUUUGUAUUCUUUCAACAAAGACAAGAUGCAACCGGGAGGUUAGGUCAUUCUCCGCUACAAAAAUGUACGGCGGCUAUUCGACUGCUUGCUUAUGGUACUGGGGCUGACACGGUAGAUGAAUAUCUCCGACUAGCUGAGACCUCAGCACUUUUGUGUUUACAUAAUUUCACUGACGGAAUUAUACAGUUAUUCGGAGACGAGUAUCUACGAGCACCCACACCGGAUGAUCUUCAACGACUACUCGACAUUGGAGAGAAACGAGGGUUUCCUGGGAUGAUCGGGAGCAUCGACUGUAUGCAUUGGGAGUGGAAAAAUUGCCCGACCGCUUGGAAAGGACAGUACGCCCGUGGAUCAGGAAAACCGACAAUUGUCUUAGAGGCUGUAGCUUCCCAAGAUCUUUGGAUCUGGCACGCGUUUUUUGGACCUCCAGGUACCUUAAACGAUAUUAAUGUCCUCGAUCGAUCUCCUCUUUUUGAUGACAUUUUAGAAGGUCGAGCUCCGCGGGUAAAGUACAUGGUCAACGGACACAUGUAUAAGUUGGCGUACUAUCUCACAGACGGUAUAUAUCCAAAAUGGUCAACCUUUAUCCAAUCCAUCUCACUCCCUCAAUCACCAAAACAAGAGUUAUUUGCUAAACAUCAAGAAGCAACCCGAAAAGAUGUGGAGCGGGCUUUUGGAGUAUUACAAGCGCGAUUUGCGAUUGUGAGAAACCCGGCUCUUACGUUGGACAAAGCAAAGAUAGGGAAGAUUAUGAGAGCGUGUAUCAUACUACACAACAUGAUAGUCGAAGAUGAACGGGAUGGAUACAUUCGUUAUGAUAUAUCUGAAUUUGAAGAAGGUGACGUCAUGAGAAGUUCACAGGUGGAAACCGAGAUUCCUACAAUUCUCAAUAAUAUUUUUCCCAGUCGGAAUGAUGUUCGAGAUAGGAGAAUACAUGACCAUC